This is a messenger RNA of Cylindrotheca closterium, 2886 nucleotides long. Lineage: Eukaryota; Bacillariophyta; Bacillariophyceae; Bacillariales; Bacillariaceae. The record is from the annotation of a GenBank genome assembly.
AUGAAGGUUCUUGGCCUCGCUUUGCUAGCACUACUAGCUGAGACACAAUACGUUGCGGCCUUUGUCCCAUCGGGAUUCCAAGGGCGAAAUGUUGCCAGGAAUGCUGUUUCGGUUGACAUGUCGACGGAAUCUGAUGUUUCCAUUCCGUAUGAUGCAGCUGCCCGUUUGGCGUAUGACCAAUGGCGGGAUGAAUACCUAAAGGGAGAAUUCGAUCCAGUCAGAUACGAAGCAUUCAAAUCAAAUUACGAAGCUAUUGCAGUCAUUAAUGUUUCAUCCAAGAAGAAGGCCCGCGAUGAAGGAAACGAUUCCCCUUCUAUGCUUAACCUUAACGAAUAUGCCGACUUCACUGCUGAAGAAUACGAGGCAAUGACCAAGGGAGAGGAACCAGAAGCUCCUCCAACUUCGUCUGAUGUUCUUGGACAGGCGAUGGAAGCUGCUCAAUCGCAAAUGGCCGCUUCGUCGGCCCUUCAAGAGGCUUCUGAUGCUUUAGCCGAAGAGGAAGAGAAAUUGGCUGCACAAUUGGGACUUGAAAGUGUUGAGGAAUUGGAGCAAGCACUAGACUCGUUGGAGGGAAUUGCACCAGAUGGUGGAGCACUUGAGAACGACAAUCUUGCACGAGAAGCCCGAGUACGAUCAGCUUACCUAGAAUGGUGCAAGGAAUACGAAAAGGAGCCAGAUGAAACCAGGUUUACCCAAUUUAUGUCCAACUAUUUGGAAAUGGAAGAAUAUGCCAAGGAAAGUGGAAAAAGUAUGCUUUUGAACGAAUUCGCUGAUUACACAGAAGAAGAAUACGUGAACCAAAAAAAUGGAGUUGCCCCUGCCCCUGUUGUAGAGGAAAAGCCGGAAGCUAAGGUGGAAGCUAUGGAAAAGCCCGAACCUGAGGUGGAAGCUGAGGAAAAGCCCGAACCUGAGGUGGAAGCUAAGGAAAAGCUCGAAUCUGAGGUGGAAGCUAAGGUUGAAGAGGAGGUGGAACCAAGUCCAGAAGAAGAUGCAGCUGCCGCCAAGGCUAAGGCUGAUGAAGAGGCCAAGAUCAAGGCCGAGCAAGAAGCUGCUGCCAAGGCUAAGGCUGACGAGGAAGCUGCCGCCAAGGCUAAGAAAGAAGCUGCCGCCAAGGCUAAGGCUGACGAGGAGGCCAAGAUCAAGGCCGCUGAUGAAGCCAAAAGAAAGUCCGAAGAAGAAAAGGCAGAGAAGUACCUUGCGGAAAAGGCCCGUCUUGCUUCCAUGACAGAUGAGGAAAUUCGAAAGGAGAUCGAGAAGGAAAAGAGUGAUCGUCAAAGUGCGCAAGCUAAAGCUUUGGAGAAGGAACGUCAGGCUGAAGAAGCUGCUGCAAUUGCUGCUGCCAAGGCUGCCGCUGAAGCCUCUGCGGCAUCGAUUGCCAAGGCCCGUGCCAUCCAAGAAGAAGCUGGCGAGCUUGCUCGUCAAAAGGCCGCGGCUUGGGCAAAGAAACAAGAAGCAUUGAAGCCUGAACCACGAAAGGUGUCAGUGCCAAAGAAGGUCCCAGUGCCACCAAAGCAGGCCCCACCAAGGAAGAGCAUCCCAGUCCCACCUCGUCCAACUCUCAGCUUGGAUUCAAUCUUUGGAGCCCCCAAGAAGGAUACCCCUGCCCCUAAAAAGGAUGCCCCUGCUGCUCCCAAAAAGGAUGCGCCCACCCCUGCUAAGGCAGCCAUUAACAGACCAACAUUCAGCCUGAACGAUAUCUUCAAGGCACCAGAGUCCAAGCCCGCAGCUCCGAAGGCUGCGGCUCCCAAGCCAGUCGCCAAGCCAGCUCCAAAGAAGGCCGAGGCCAGACCUACACUUAGCCUAACUGACAUUUUCUCUGGGCCGAAGUCAGAAACCAAGGCUCCUGCUGCCAAGGCCACUCCUCCAGCACCUAAGAAGGCUGCUCCUGCUCCGGCAAAGAAGGCCGCGCCAAGACCAACUCUAAGUUUGGAUUCCAUCUUUGGCUCUGCCCCCGCGCCAGCAAAGAAAGAAACCAAGUCACCUGCUCCAGCGCCCAAGGCACCUCCAGCACCCAAGAUUGAUAUUAGUGAUCCGGUGUCAGAAACCUUGUCUUCAAUUUUUGGUGGAUCCAAGAAGACCGCAGCUCCAAAGGCAGCCCCCGCCCCCAAGCCAGCUCCAGUUAAGAAACCCGUUGCCAAGAAGGCUGCUGCUCCAGCUUUCUCUUUCUUCAACGCACCAAAGCCAGCACCAAAGAAGGCAGCUGCUCCCGCUCCAGCCCCUGCUCCAAAGAAGGCUCCCGCUCCAUCCUUCUCGUUCUUUAACGCACCAAAACCAGCACCUAAGAAGGCCCCUGCUCCGGCUCCAGCUCCGGCACCUAAGAAGGCCCCUGCUCCAGCCUUCUCUUUCUUCGGCAGCGGUACCAAGCCAGUUGGCCAGAAGGCAGCACCAGCAGCACAACCUGCCCCUGCACCAAAGGCAGCACCAAAGAAGCCUGCUUUCUCGUUUGGAGCUCCCAAACCGAAGCCUGCACCAACACCUGCUCCAGCCCCAGCUCCCGCACCCAAAAAGCCUGCUUUCUCCAUGUUUGGCGGAUCAAAACCAGCACCAAAGGCAGCACCCGCACCGGCACCAGCCCCAGCUCCAAAGAAGCAAGCAUUCUCUCUCUUUGGAGGCGGUGCCCCUGCAAAGAAGGCACCUGCUGCUGCAGUGAAGAAGGCACCAGUCCAAAAGAAGGCACCAGUAAAGAAGGUUGCCCCAGCACCAAAGGACAACACCCCAGUCCUUUCCCGAUGGUCUCAAAAUGCUGAUGGCUCCAUCUCUGGUGUCAUUAGUAAUUCUCCGAACUUCAAGAAUGGAACCAAGAUCACAACAUCUGCAGUUCGCAAGGGCGCGAAGGCCGGAAGUGUGGUAACAACCGGAUCUGGUAGCAAGUAUAGAUUGAGCUAG